AUAUGUAACAAAUGUGAUCUAACUUGUGGGUUGUGGAGUUAGCUGCAGCCUGUGCUCUUCUGACAGUGUCCCCUGCUGUUGCCGACCGACUCUACAUCUGACAUUGAUUACGGAGCUGAAGUGGGUCCAACCCACCAAAGUUGCAGAAUGUCCAGCUGUUUCGCACUCGCCUCCUUUGCAGAUGGAUGGGUCCUCGGUUUCCUCAUCUGAUCAAGUAACUUGACAGAGCUUGGCUCCGGCAGCCUCUCGGAAAUGCAGCUCAUGCUGGUGCUACUAAACUAAACAGAGCCAUUGAAACCCACUUUCUCAGCGGCGUUGCGCUCAAAGCCACAGGAACAGUGAGCCCUCCACAGGCUCCUGCGUGAAAGUGGAUUUCAAAGUGAGAGAAACCUGACAAUUUGAGCUUCAGUAAAGAUGAAGUUUGUUCCUCGCUCCAAGAAUGAAGAUUAUCUGACUAAAGUAUUUAUGUGCAUAGCUGUAACGUUGGUGUUUGUACCUGGACAGCAAGAUGCAGAUGCAUUCCCUGCCUGGCGACAUCAGUUACAUCAAGACGCGUUCCCCAGUUACCUGCAGCUGGACGUGGAGCGGCUGGACUCGCACCCACACCGGGCACGGAGCAAGAGAUACACGUUAACCACGCAGAUGCUCAAGUGGCGUCACUUCAACUUAACCUACAAGAUCUUGUCCUUUCCAAAGACCCUGAGUGAAGAAGACACAGCGAGAGGGAUCGCAAAGGCUUUCCAAAUGUGGAGUGAAGUCACUCCGUUCAAUUUCACUAAGGUUCCUCCAGAGGCCGAGGCUAAUAUUAAGAUAGGGUUUUAUUCCAUAAAUCACACCGACUGCCUGAAAACUCCUUCACAUCCCUGUUUCGAUGGAAUAACGGGAGAAUUGGCACAUGCUUUCUUCCCGACUAACGGAGAGAUCCAUUUUGAUGACUAUGAGCACUGGAUAGUGGGUAAAACGCGAUUCAGCUGGGCGAAAGUGGUGUGGCUGACGGACCUGGUGCACGUGACUGCCCACGAGAUCGGACACAGCCUCGGCCUCAUGCACUCGCAGAACUCCAAGGCGAUUAUGAACAGGAACGCAACUCUAACGGGAAAAGACAAAAUCACUGCGGACGACAUGUGGGGCAUUUGGAGACUUUACGGUUGCCUGGACAGACACGAGGAAUGUCCCUCCUGGGCACAGAAGGGCUUCUGUAUGACUCGACAAACCCUUAUGAAGAAGUAUUGCCCCUACAUCUGUAACUUCUGCAGAGACCCUCCAUUUCCGACCAUCGCUCCGACAAACAUCCCUCCCAGGACUAAGGUUAAACGAGUUCCCAAGGGAAGAAAAGUUACAAUUCGUUGUGGACAGAAGAUAGCCCAUAAGAAAGGAACCUUGCAGUGGUACAAAGACGGCGAACUCUUGCAGUAUUCAUACCCUGGAUACCUGUAUAUGAAGGGCAAUAAGCUCAGCAUCAUCGCCAAUGCGAUUAAUGAAGGAGUCUACACAUGCGUGGUGAAGAAAGGCAGCAAAAUCCUCACUAAAUAUUCCUGGCUGCUGAAGGUUAAAAGAUAAGAACCAUUUCAUGCAGGUUUGGGACAACCCUCUUAAACCGAGGAGACUUUGCGACAGAGUCAAAUGUUUGACUGUAUUUUUACAAUAUUACCGAACAAGCAUUGUUCCCAUAAAUAAUCAAGACCUGUGCCUGCACUGUGGAAAUUUCUGCUUGGGCUACAAAUCACUUUGUAUAUAAUUCAGUCAUUGUUAAAGGUGCUUUAAACUGCAGAUGACCAAUGGGUCAAAAUGUUCAGCUGGUUAUAGUUGGUCUGUUUUUGUCUCUAAAUGUACUGUUGCACAUAGACAGCCUGUGUUGCUGUGGGAUUCACAAAGACGAGUGGAGCUAAGAUUGCAUUGUUGGCCAAAAUGUGUAACAAAUCUCUGGAGGUGACUGAGUGAGUGCUGGAAGAAGCUUGGAAUGGUCCAAAUCACUGGUUGCACAGAGUCCUUGAAAUAAAUAGAACUUGAUCUCAUGUUUAGGUUUGCAGAUAGAAAUCAACUUCAACUUGUGCCACCUUUUAUUGUGUGAUCAAAUUGCCUGUGGCCGACACGCAGUCACCUGCAUAGGCAGUAUGUUCCUGAGCCAGCUCCAGGUAGCUGAACCAGACACCAAGUUGCUGAUGUACAGAGUGCAGCUUUCACUCCAGUUCGCACCAUGGGCAAGUUUCAGAGCCCGCAGAGAAGGAAUUGCUGCAUUGUGCAAGUUGGCGCCUUUACAUAAAACCCACAAGAUUGAAAUGUGUAGGAAGAAACUGCAGAUGCUGGUUUACACCAAAGAUAGACACAAAAUGCUGGAGUAACUCAGCGAGACGGGCAGUAUCUCUGGAGAGGAAUGGGUGAUGUUUUAGGUCUGAAGAAGGAUCUCGACCCGAAACGUCACCCAUUCCUUCUCUCCAGAGAUACCAUGUGUUCCACUAAGUUACUCUAGCAUUUUGUGUCUAUCCACAAGAUUGAAAGGCAGUUGUUUUUUAAAAAAGUAAUUAAUAUCAGCUCAACAUGGUCAAGGGAAAGGAAUCCAUGUCCAGAACAGGAAAACUAAAACCUUUUUAAGGGACUUUAUUUUUAAAUUUACCAAAACUCUACAUGUACACAAAAUAUUCCACUUUGACCAGUCAAGUUUCACAAUUAUUCUCUGCUUUGCAAAUAACUUGAUUGAAUUAUUUUACAUUUUACAAAUGAAUAGUUUAAAAGCCUUAAAAAAAAUUUAAGAACCUUGUUGACCCGCAGUGCGAAAUGAGAAACAUGGCGAAUGUCUGUUACCAAGCAGUUUGUGCAGAGGCUGCCCUCAGCUAUUGUCCUCUCUCCUGCGCCUGCAUCAAAACUUCAGGCUGAAGCCUGGGCCGGCAGCAGAGGCUCCCUGGUUUGUGGUCGUCAGGUGGAAGCCAGUGUCCUUCAGAUCAUCAUCUCCCUGUGAAAGGAAAUAGUUUGAAUAGAACAAUACAAAAUACCUGUUCACUCGUUGCUUCAUGACCCGGCUCCCUUCCCACCCUGUGCUCAUUCUGCCUCCACAGCAACCAAUUUCUCUGCAGCCUCACAGGCAUUUAAUGCAGAAGCUUGCUGCGCAACUGAGUCAUAGUUAAAGCAGGGAUCACUCCCGAGUCUUGGCCCGCGGCCAUUUCGGAGGAGCUCUAAUCUGUCCUUGGGACCAAAGUGGAUGAGCUUGCAUUGCCACUGUUACCCAGUCACCUGACACAGUGAGGCAUUUUAAUUUAAUAUUUCCAUGCAGACUGGAUUCAAUGGUGGCUAUUCUUGCCUCAUCAGCAAAAGUGAACCAUUUGUACACACACACACACACACGAUGAAAGCCACCACGACUUACUCAAUCAUUCCACUGCUUUAAUGUCUUAAACAUUCUGUUCUGAUGAGAUUUUCCCCACAAGUUCCUUUCAAAAUGUUUUCCUAUUUCUUUAACCCUGGCCUCCCCUCAACCAUCGUUAACAGGACUCUCAACCACAUCUCCUCUCCUUCUCUCACAUAUCAUCACCUUCUCCUUUCAGCCAGACGGAACAAGGACAGGACUCCACUUGUUCUCAUCUCGCCUGCUAUAGUCUUCACAUUAAAUAGAUCAUAAUUUCCACAGCCUUCACAUCUUCCCCUCCUCUCAGUAUUCCAAAGGGCCUGUGAAUCCUCUCCCACCAGCCACUCCCCUUCUCACAUUAUUUCCCCAGGAAGUAUAACACCUGCCCGUUCACCUUCACACCAAACAGGCAAAGAUUAGUUCCACAGUAAAUGCUGUUCUGCAAUUGUGUGAGUUAAGGGUCUUGUGUAAAUACUCACCAGUUGACUGUAUCCAAGACCACCUUCUGGCGGACGAGGGCUGGUCCCACGUUUCACUCUUUGUUGCUCACUCUUUGCCGGCCAAGUUGGGAACAUGGCUGACUCUAUGGGGAGAGGUGUCUCCCUGAAGUAGUCGUGUUUCAGUGCUUCCUCAGCCGUGAUUCUCUUGGCUGGACAGUAGGUCAGAAAUCUGUAUUCAAAACAGAAAGCAUUGAAACAUCUAUUGGGAGAACCAUCCUCCAUACAAGUUUGUCAGGUAAGACAGCAACAGAGUCCAUUCCCAGCCGCAAGCUCCUACUCCGGAGCUACCAACAGGCACAUCAUUUCUGUUAGUAAUGACUUGUUGGAAUUAAAAAUUGAAGCUAUAAAUAAAACUGCUGCAUUUAAUCUUUGUAUUUACACAAAAUGUCACUUUUAGAUCUAAAACCUGUCCAAUCUGUACAGUUUACAACAAUCAAUGGCAAUGAUUUAACACAUGACUUUGUUUUUAAACCAUUAAAGUACGAUGCUCUAUUCAUUAUUUAACAA
This is a messenger RNA of Leucoraja erinaceus (little skate), 4347 nucleotides long. RefSeq names its product matrix metallopeptidase 23ba (gene mmp23ba). Gene Ontology annotation, cellular component: extracellular matrix. The transcript has 8 exons. Gene Ontology annotation, molecular function: metalloendopeptidase activity; zinc ion binding. Lineage: Eukaryota; Metazoa; Chordata; Chondrichthyes; Rajiformes; Rajidae. The record is from RefSeq and is a predicted model, not a curated record. Gene Ontology annotation, biological process: proteolysis; collagen catabolic process; extracellular matrix organization. Bases 415 to 1560 code for a protein of 381 amino acids.